AUGGCGCGGCGUCACCCCGCGGCCACCUCAGCUAAGCGCCGCGCCGCCCCUCCAAACCCUAGCCCGACCCCUCCGGCCGCCGACGGAUCGCAUCCGCUCCUCCACGCGGCUCGCCGCGGCGACCUCCGCCUCUUCAAGAGGCUGGUGAGAGAUCUGGAUAAGGGCAGGGGCCGCCACAGGGAGGUGGUGGAUGCGGCCAAGGAAGAAGGUCUCGGGGCGCUGCACUUCGCCGCCGGGAAGGGGAGGCUACGGGUGUGCAGGUACCUGGUCGAGGGGCUAGGGGUCGAUGUGGACGCCGUCGAUGACGCAGGUCGAACGCCUCUGCUUGUGGCAUUGCUUCGUGGAAUCAUGGAUACAGCCAGUUAUCUUCUUGAUCAUGGGGCAGAUCCAGGCAAGGCUGACGACGAAGGGUUUGCCCCACUUCACCAUGCUGCUACAGCAGACCGUAAAAUGGUGGAACUCUUGCUUGCAAAGGGAGUCUCUGUUGACCCAGUAUGUGUUGAUGGGACACCACUGUAUGCCGCUGCCAUUGAAGGGCAUGAUGAAAUUAUGCAAAUUUUGUUGGAGAACAACGCGGAUUGUAACAAGAAAAUACCUGGUAUUGACACCCCUCUUCUUGUUGCUAUAACUGCUCCCUCAGUGAAAUGUGUCAAGCUCCUGGUUGAGGCUGGUGCGGAUGUCAAUGACGGUAUUCUAGCCCCUUUAGUUGUUGCUGCUGAGAUGAAAGGCUCAACUGCAUGCUUGAAGUUGUUACUGGAAGCUGGUGCCGACCCUAAUGUUCCUGACCCUUCUGGUAGGUUUCCAAUAGAACUCGCUGCACAGCGCGGUACAAGGGAAGGUGUUGAGAUCUUAUUUCCUGUAACUUGUAUUCCAACUGUGCAUGAUUGGAGCGUUGACGGAAUAAUACAGCAUGCAAGAGUGUCUAGGAAACAGGGUGCACAUUCAAAUGUAAGAACAAUAGAACAGUUUAAGUUACUUGGGGUUGAGUCUCUCAAGAGAAACGAUUAUUUUACUGCGGCAACACUGUACAGCGCGGCAAUGGAGUAUGACCGUCAUGAUGCCACCUUGUUGUCGGACAGGAGCUUUUGCUGGCUCUGCCUGGGUGAUGGACAUGAAGCUUUGCAGGAUGCACUUGCGUGCAGAGAAAUGAGGCCUGGCUGGCCAAACGCCUGCUACCGGCAGGGUGAAGCACUCAUGUUAUUGAAGGACUAUGGAGGUGCAUGCGAUGCUUUUCUGGAUGCAGCCAAGUUGGACCCAGGGAGUCCUGAGAUCGAGUCUGCGUUGUGGAAGGCUAUGAAUUCACUGAAGACAUCUUGUGGCGCAACACAGGCCGUUUGA
Triticum turgidum subsp. durum (durum wheat) is the source of this 1338-nucleotide messenger RNA. Lineage: Eukaryota; Viridiplantae; Streptophyta; Magnoliopsida; Poales; Poaceae. The record is from the annotation of a GenBank genome assembly.